Rhododendron vialii is the source of this 1057-nucleotide messenger RNA. Its product is annotated as protein NDR1-like. The record is from RefSeq and is a predicted model, not a curated record. The transcript has a single exon. NCBI's taxonomy places the organism in Eukaryota, Viridiplantae, Streptophyta, Magnoliopsida, Ericales, Ericaceae. Gene Ontology annotation, biological process: defense response to other organism. The coding region runs from base 290 to 919 and encodes 209 amino acids.
AUCAACACCGUGAACAACAUUGAUUUGCCAAAACGCGGAUCAAAACGCGCGUUGAUAAAAACACCUCGCAAUUUCCUUCGAGCAGCUUCCGUCGAACUUUCAGAAAAGCAGAAGAGAAGACCCGCGACGACCCACAGACCCCAUUAAAAUCAAAAGGUAAAUAAAAGCAUAGUACUACUCUUCUUCACAGUUCAUAUUCUUCACCCUUUCCAUCACUCCUCUUCCUCAAUCUCCCUCUCUCUCAUCACUCAAUAAUUCCCCUGAUCUCAACCCAGUUUUCUCUCUCAUCAUGGCGGAUUCCGGCGAGGGCGGAGGAGUGUGCUGCCGGUGCUGCUUCAGCUUCAUCCUCACCUCGGGCCUCACCGCCCUCUUCAUGUGGCUGAGCCUCCGCACCUCCAACCCGAUCUGCUCCAUCCAGGAUAUCUACGUCCCGCCCCUCAACAAAUCCGAGAACUCCACCUACUACAAGAUCUACUUCGACCUCAAGCUCGACAACGAGAACAAGGACAAGGGAGUCUACUACGACGCCCUCAACCUCACCUUCAACUACCCCCCGACGAACCGAACCUCCCCCAUCGGCUCCCUCUCCCUCCCGGCCUUCUACCAGGGGCACAAGAAGAACGCGCGCCGCAAGGAAUGGGUGGACGUAACCGGGGUGCCGUGGGCGGAGGCGCGCGCGGCGGCGGCGAACGGGUCGGCGGUUUUCCGGGUGGACUUGGCGACGGCGGUGAGGUUCAAGAUCAUGGCGUGGAAGACCAAGAAGCACAAGCUGCUCCUCGGCGCCGACGUGGAGGUCGAUGAGUUCGGCGGGAAGAAGCUCAAGAAGAAGGGGGUUAGGCUCAAGUCCGGGUGCUAUCGUGCGCGGCGGGGACCGUUGGUGGUUAUUUUUAGUGUCUUAGGCUUGCUGUUAAUUAUCUAAAAUUAGCAUUGCCACUAGUUUUUCCAAUAUUUUAUUUAAGUUUCAUAUUAUUGAUUGGGACCAUUGGCUUCCUUUUUUUGAUUUCUGAAUUGUUUGUAUUUUUUGAUUCCGAAAUGCAAAAAAAUUAUUUCCAAUGAA